AACAUUAUGGGUGAAGUUGGUGUCACGGCGCGCGGCACGGAGCGACAGUUCGCGCAAAUUUCGCGAUCGCCCCUUUGACUCGUCUCGACAUUUCGACCGUAGCUUCUCUUUCUCUCUUUCAUCUCGUAGCCGUUCCGUCGAAGGGUUUCUCGGGGAAAUUUCUCGUGUUAAUUGCCGGCUCGUGAACAGAAUUGGUCGCGGACGCGGAUUCGACGUCAACGGCGAAGAAAAUAGUGUGUGUGACAUCCAAGUGACAUGCUCGUCGUUCGAUCGCAGGAAGAUCCAAUGCCGCGCGUCGCGGACGUGGCAGCAGAAUUUGCGCUAUAAACUCGUUCAAGGUUUUCUUUCAUGGCAAACGGUGCGUUCUCUUCGCGAUUAAUUUGUGGAUCAUCAUCAUCCGCGCGUCGCAAUUCCAACAACGCGGUGCUCCGCGCGAUGGGUUAAGGGUAAAACGCGCGAAGUAUCUCGCGAGUUUAACAUCCGUCUCUCUCCCCCCCCCCCUCUAUGUGCAGUGGUACCCCACGAGUGUAACCUAUUUGCUGCGACGCGCGUAGUAUUGUUGAUUGAUGACCGUCUUUCUUUCUCAAUGAGGAAACAUAAUAUCAUAUAUUCGAGAAGCCUUACGUAGUUUUGACUACGGGACAGAGCUAACGACAGCUAACGCAUAACGUGAACCACGAAAACGCGCCUUCGAAUCCUUUGAGUUUGUUAUUACGAUACGCGGUUUAUGUCGUCGCGCGAGAAUCGUCUCGAUAAAAAUUUCAGACACGGAAAAACGUGUGUUUCUGUCUCGUGAGAGAAGUGUCAGAUUUUUUUAGUGUGCGCGCGAGUCACGAUCGAUCGAUGUGUCAUCACACGCCUUAUUAUAAAACGUACAUCAAUUAUCGAAUCUUCGAAUUGCAACAUAUACUCGUCCUUCGCGCGCGUAUAUUUAUAUAUCGGAUGCCAGUCGGCUUCUUCAACGGCCUCUCUCCGAACGCGCGCGUCCGUUUUUAGGAACAUAAUUUCUCUCGCUCGAUAUGUACGUGUGUACAACUCGACGUGACUUCGCGUCUCUGUGAUUCCUCGAACUGAGAGGGAAACGCGUGAUCUCAGUGAACGAGAAAAAAAAAAAAAAAAAAAAAAAAAGUACCAAUGCAAAACAACGAUUCCGCGAACGUUCGCUAUUAAAUCCGUCGCGUUCAUUCAAUGAAGUGUCGCGAUUAUGGACUGAUCGAGUUGCGGAGCAUCCUUCGUUCCUUUCGCCGUGACGGUAACCGUCAGUGCGUUAGUCGACGGAGUUCACUUCGGAUGUGUUUUGGCAGCUGAUUUUUAGAGUUCUAACUUCUCUCUUUCCAUAACAGAAACGUCAGAAAAUUUUUCGACCCCUUGCACCGUCGAGAGAGCUAAACGCUAUCGUGAGACUCGGUCCCGCGACGCGUCAACGGCAACGGGUUUUAGCAAGGCUGCCUUUCUGGAUGCUUUAUUCGGGAAGGAACGGUGACGUCAUGUACUGAACAUAAGCUUCUCGUAGCAGGUGCGCGUGUCGAAUUUACGGGAUCAUAAAUUUUUCGUAAAGUUUGUUGAAAUUUAUAAAUUGUCGCUACAUUGCGGGCAAAUCUCGAUUUUGAAGAAUUUCAGGACAAAUUUCUCGGACAUCGGUGUGAAAAACAAUUGUAGAGAUUAUUCAACCAUGGAUUCGGAAGAAGAAACACUUUAUGAUGAAGUUGACUCUGGUAAUGAGUCAAGUGGAGAUGAUGUUGACUUUGCUAUGGAAAUAGAAUCUGGUAAUCCUCGUGAACGAUCUGCUGAUGUAGAUGAAUAUCCUUUCGAAGUUCUUUCCACAGAAGAGAUUGUGCAGCACAUGAUUGAUUCAAUAAAGGAAGUUAACACAGUUGUUGAAAUACCUGCAACAAUCACACGUAUUUUAUUAAAUCAUUUUAAGUGGGACAAAGAAAAAUUGAUGGAACGGUUUUACGAUGGUGAUCAAGAAAAAUUGUUUGCCGAAGCUCAUGUUAUUAAUCCGUUUAGAAAGAAUCCUUUAAUUAGUAGGAGUAGAUCAUCCCAAAGUUCUCUGUCUAAAAGAAUAACAAACGGAACAGAGGAAUGUGGAAUCUGCUUUAUGAUCCUGCCAUCUUCGAUGAUGACUGGUCUCGAAUGUGGCCAUCGUUUCUGUAUGGGCUGUUGGGGGGAAUAUUUAACAACCAAAAUUAUGGAAGAAGGGGUUGGACAAACCAUAGCGUGUGCUGCUCAUGCUUGCGAUAUUUUAGUUGAUGAUGCCAGCGUUAUGCGACUUGUAAAGGAUUCCAAAGUUAAACUGAAAUAUCAACACUUAAUUACCAACAGUUUUGUUGAAUGCAAUAGAUUGCUGAGAUGGUGUCCGUCACCUGAUUGCAACAACGCCAUUAAGGUACAAUAUGUAGAGGCUAGGCCGGUCACUUGCAAAUGCGGACAUAUUUUUUGUUUUUAUUGUGGUGAGAACUGGCAUGACCCAGUAAAAUGCCAUUUACUCCGCAAGUGGAUUAAAAAAUGCGAUGACGAUUCUGAGACAUCAAACUGGAUCGCUGCUAAUACAAAGGAAUGUCCGAAAUGCAACGUCACCAUUGAGAAAGAUGGGGGCUGUAAUCAUAUGGUUUGCAAAAAUCAGAAUUGUAAAACUGAAUUCUGUUGGGUGUGUCUAGGGCCGUGGGAACCACACGGUUCUAGCUGGUACAAUUGUAAUCGCUAUGACGAAGAGGAAGCUAAAGUUGCACGGGAUGCACAGGAGAAAUCCAGAUCGGCAUUACAAAGAUACUUAUUUUAUUGCAAUAGAUAUAUGAAUCACAUGCAAUCGUUAAAAUUUGAGAGCAAAUUAUACGCAAGUGUGAAAGAAAAAAUGGAAGAAAUGCAGCAACAUAAUAUGUCGUGGAUUGAGGUACAAUUUUUAAAAAAAGCUGUUGACAUUUUGUGUUCCUGUAGACAGACUCUUAUGUACACUUAUGUCUUCGCUUAUUAUGUAAAAAAGAACAAUCAGUCUGUGAUUUUUGAGGAUAACCAAAAAGAUUUGGAAAGCGCCACGGAAUGUCUGUCCGAAUAUCUUGAAAGGGAUAUUACAAGUGAAAAUCUUGCGGAUAUUAAACAAAAAGUUCAGGAUAAAUAUAGAUACUGCGAUAGCCGACGAAAAGUGCUUUUGGAACAUGUUCAUGAAGGAUAUGAGAAGGAAUGGUGGGACUACAAGGAAUAGAGGAUGUCCUUGACUAGUUACAUUUUUUUGGGGUGUGACGUACACACAGGUUCUCUUCCUUCCCACCUCUGCCCCAGCUGUGAUAAACCACGAAAGGACACAUGAGAGACAGAAUAGAGCAUGUCACAAAGUGAUAAAUGUGUUAUAUGCACUUUAUACAUAAAUAUGCUCUUUGGUCACACGUGUAAUGUCGUUUACGAUAAAUAUUGAGAAGAUCGAUCUAUAUUAAAAUUCAAUUCAGUCACCAACAAAUUGAUUGGACAAUAUUUUGAUUUAAUGCUUGCUGUGUGUUGUAUAUUAUUGUAGAUUCUUCAUCCUUAAAACAAUGUCUCACUGGUUUAGAGGUAAUAAGAAUAUUAGUUUAACACAACAUGAACAAAAAACCGAAAUAUUAUUAUUAUUAUAAUUAUUAUUAUUAUGUUUAUCAAUAUUAUUAUUAUGUUUAGCAAUGCUUUGUGGUAUGAAAUAUCUUGGCUAUCUUAUUUAAUAUGAUUUUUAUAAUCGAUGACAUGUGCAUCAUUUGCAAAUUUUCUGUUAAAAUUGAUUUAUUUUAUUCCCACAAUUGUAAAAAAAAAAAAACUGUAAACUGAGUCGGGUACAACCAAUCGUCGUCACAACUUUUUUUGUUCUCUUUUGGACCACGAUACGUCCAGGCUAUAACUGCCAAUCUUUAAGAGACAGUAAAUUUAUAAUGUGCGUAUCGUCAGUGCUAUGUAUUCAUCUUUAAUGGUGAGGUUCUCCCGUUCUCUUGCUUGUAUAUAAUUUUAAGAAUGCUAAAUAUACUGAUACACAAGAUAUCUAGUAAACUAGUAAAAUUAAUAUGAUUAUUUCUCCUUAUUUUGCGUCUGUGUAUAUAUGUAUAGGAAUACAUAUAUACAUACGUAUAUAAAUUAUAAAUUUGUAGACGUAUAAUUUCUUUUUUUUUUUUUUUAAAGAAACCACAUUCGUGUCAGUUAGCUCGUACUGACAUUGCGCAGUUUAAAGGGGGCCAAGUUUGUGAUAUCCUUCACAUGUGUAUUGUAUUUCAUCUCUGCAAAAACAGAAUGUGCACUACACGGUUGUCUAGUUGUAGACAAGUAUUCGCAUUGUCCCACCUGAUUUCUUUCUUGUACUUUCAGUAGUUUACAUCUUAAAUGUUACGUAUUACAAUAUAUAUUCUUGUUUGAUCGUAUUUAUUAUGAUAUCUCGUUUUAUACACAAUAACAACUCUAUAUUUAAGUUUCACGUUAUCGUUUUUUACCAUCUAUCGUCAUUGGUUUCAUUAUUAAUUUUUUUAUUUUGAUCUGUUUGUUUGCUGUAUAACUGCAUAACGCUGACGAUAUGUUUUAUAUAUCAUUAGCUAACUAAUUGAAGAUUAAUGAUUACAAUAAAGUAUAAAUGGAUUACCUAUUAAUGUCAGAGAUAAGUGAAAGACAUGUAAGAUGAGUUCCAUUUGUACAGUUAAUAUAUAUAUAGUAUGUAUCACACACAGUCAAACAUGAUAAAAUCCACAUUUGCGUAUUGACCAGCAAAUGUGCAUAUUCAUACCUUUACAUUUAUUAGUUAUAUUUUGACUGUAAUAUAUAUACAUAUAUAUACACACACGUACAUAUAUAUUCAUAUAAUUAAAUAGAAAUUCAGAAAAAAUUUAAACAUGAUAAUGCAUAAUAUAGCACAGUAAAAUAGGAAAUUGUGAAGAGUUACUAAACAAAGAAGAGUUGUUGAUUCUUGCUAUUGUGCACAUCUGAAAUGAAAAGUUAAAAUGCAGUUGUUUUCUGUACAGUCGCAAAAUUUGAUUAGAUGUAAGAAUUGUUAGGUAUAUUUGCCAGAAAAUCUCUAGUUUGUGGUUUUAUAAUCUGUAUUCACUUGAUUCAU
This is a messenger RNA of Pseudomyrmex gracilis, 5056 nucleotides long. RefSeq names its product potential E3 ubiquitin-protein ligase ariadne-1 (gene ari-1). The transcript has 8 exons. Lineage: Eukaryota; Metazoa; Arthropoda; Insecta; Hymenoptera; Formicidae. Gene Ontology annotation, biological process: positive regulation of proteasomal ubiquitin-dependent protein catabolic process; protein polyubiquitination; ubiquitin-dependent protein catabolic process. Gene Ontology annotation, cellular component: cytoplasm; nucleus; ubiquitin ligase complex. Gene Ontology annotation, molecular function: ubiquitin conjugating enzyme binding; ubiquitin protein ligase activity; zinc ion binding. The record is from RefSeq and is a predicted model, not a curated record. The coding region runs from base 1673 to 3202 and encodes 509 amino acids.